Messenger RNA from Ostertagia ostertagi, 1365 nucleotides. Lineage: Eukaryota; Metazoa; Nematoda; Chromadorea; Rhabditida; Trichostrongylidae. The record is from the annotation of a GenBank genome assembly.
AUGCUGCGCCAUCUCAUUUUUAGGCUGUCCAGAUCUUGUCUGUGUUGGUGCCCGUGUUGGUACACGGAAAUCGACGAAGCGCCACCUGACCCGUCGGGAACCAGUGCUACGACUCGCGACGAGCUCAGUAAACGCCGUCCGUCCGCAAAGAAUCCACCGGUUGCGGUGGCGACGACGUGCGCGGUGCUGCCUGCUGUCCCGCCAGAUCCGGAAAUGACCACCACAACGAUGCUCACUUCAUUGGACGUCAUCACGCCACCUAACGAGUGUCCAAGAAUCCAAAAGCAUGUCGAAGACUUCUCCUUACCGUCAUUCUACCCAGUCCUUGACGCCCUCAUGCGGUCCACGCGCGCAGCAUAUGAGACCAUUUCCACGCUCAAUGAAUGGUUAAUGAUAGUAACCGAACUUCAUUGUUUUGACACUCAAAUCUUGAACCAUCCAUCUGCGUUGCUCGUCGGCGAAGACCGACGCCACUGGAUCGUCGGAAUCGGACGUUACCCUAUCGCUAGCGCCCUCACCGCUGCUGCCACCGCUCGAGCGAACGAGGACAUCGGAACCAAACCGACAAACUUUGCCGCUGCAUUGCCAUCACCUUUAGUCACACAAAGUGCUCCGAAUACACCAAUAUCACAUCGUAUGGCGAGACACGACGCAAACGGAAAUUCAGAAGCAUCGUGUGUUGUAGCAUCGCCUGGGAAGCCUCUCAACAAUAACUACUAUAGGGCUGGAAUUGGUACUCUAUAUGAGGGUAUUUUCUCAUGCUUCCGUCCGGUAUGGGGCUACUUUGGACGUAGCAACAACGACUUAGUUAAAUCGAUAGAGGACGACUGGGAAAUUCCGUUCGAAGCAAUCACAGGUCUGGAAUGGCUUGGCGCCGGGUCUCAGGGUGCAGUUUUUAGAGGCUGUCUCAACGGUCAAACGGUGGCAGUGAAAAAAGUUAAACUGAAAGAGGAAACCGAGAUCAAACAUUUACGCCACUUAAAUCACCCGAAUAUCAUAAAAUUUAUUGGUGUAUGCACUCAAGCUCCGUGCUACUGCCUAGUUAUGGAAUACUGUCCCAACGGUCAGUUAGGUGACAUAUUAAAGUCGGACAGGGUCAUUGGAUGGGAAGAAUGGUGUUCGUGGAGCCGACAAAUCGCCGAAGGAAUGGAAUAUUUGCACAAGAACAAAGUAAUUCAUCGUGAUUUGAAGAGUCCAAAUAUCCUGUUCGAUGAAGAGGGAGUGGUGAAGAUCUGCGAUUUUGGCACGUCGCAUCAGCAGAAGAAGCAGAACAGUACGGUGAUGUCAUUUUGCGGCACAGUCAGCUGGAUGGCGCCAGAAGUGAUCAAGAAACAGCCCUGCUGUGAAAAGGUUAGAGUGAUUUUC